Messenger RNA from Grosmannia clavigera kw1407, 537 nucleotides. RefSeq names its product ml domain containing protein. Gene Ontology annotation, molecular function: sterol binding. NCBI's taxonomy places the organism in Eukaryota, Fungi, Ascomycota, Sordariomycetes, Ophiostomatales, Ophiostomataceae. The transcript is spliced from 3 exons. The coding region runs from base 1 to 537 and encodes 178 amino acids. Gene Ontology annotation, biological process: intracellular sterol transport. The record is from RefSeq and is a predicted model, not a curated record.
AUGAAAACGGCAGCAGUAUUCGUCGCCCUCCUCUCGACUGCUUCGGCAGGUCUGAGUUUCUUCGGUGGCAACGAUGCUACCAGCAACGAGGAUCUCAAGAUUCCUGGCCGCUCGCCGCUCGAACUCUGUCCUCAGGACCACAGCAAGGAUGUCCUUACUAUCCACAAAGUUGACCUGGCGCCCAACCCACCCGAAGCUGGCCAAACUCUCGUUAUCACCGCCUCUGGCACCGUCUCUGAAACGAUCACAGAAGGUGCAUAUGUCCUCCUGCAGGUCAAGUACGGCCUGAUUCGUCUCAUCAGCACUACGGCAGAUCUGUGCGAGCAGAUUGGGGAAGUCGACCUCGAGUGCCCUAUUGAGAAGGGUCUUCUUUCCAUCACCAAGUCGGUCGACUUGCCCAACGAGAUCCCUCCUGGAAAGUACACAGUCCUGGCCGAUGUGUUUACGGCCGAUGACAAGCCCAUCACGUGCCUGACCGCUACGGUUGUCUUCAAUCGAAAGGACAGCGCUUCCAAAGCGGAGCUUGGCGAUUUGUAG